UAGCUUGAUUUGGCGAUAACUCCUUGAGAAGCGGAGUGUCGGCAGAUUGGAUUUGCAGUGACAGAGAAAGAAGCGUUUCGUUCGUCUAGAUUUCAUUUUCAGUUUCUAAAUUCCAGCAAAACGUGUGGCUACCCAAUUAAUGGGGAACUCAGUCGGCCAUCGCAAACACCGUAACUCCUUUCCUCACUACCCCACACCUCCCUCCUAUAUAAAUGCUGCUCAGCCACACCUUCCAAACCCAAUUUCAGCUCCUCCCUCUCACGGCCAGUUCGCCGCCGGAAUGCUCUCUUUACCUUAUUCCCACGUCGACUCCAGUUUGCGUGCUCUCGCCGCUCAAGCUGAAGGCUUUGGUCGCUGUGCGAUCGGUGGGCUUCAUGGUCCCCUUUAUCACGUUACAACCUUAGCAGAUGAUGGACCAGGGUCACUUCGCUAUGGUUGUCGCAGAAAAGAACCGUUGUGGAUUGUAUUUGAGGUUUCUGGUACUAUUCAUCUUUCAUCUUACUUGAAUGUGUCAUCUUACAAGACUAUUGAUGGCCGAGGUCAAAGGAUUAAACUCACUGGAAAGGGUUUGCGGCUGAAGGAAUGUGAACAUGUAAUAAUUUGCAACUUAGAGUUAGAAGGUGGUAGAGGGCCUGAUGUGGAUGGCAUUCAGAUCAAGCCUAAUUCAAAGCACAUAUGGAUAGACCGUUGUAGCCUCCGUGAUUUUGAUGAUGGACUGAUAGAUAUUACUCGAGAAAGCACUGAUAUUACUAUUUCUAGAUGUCAUUUUUCUCAGCAUGACAAAACGAUGCUUAUUGGGGCUGAUUCCUCACACACUGGUGAUAGAUGCAUAAGGGUGACUAUUCACCAUUGUUUCUUCGAUGGGACACGACAGCGCCAUCCUCGUGUUAGAUUUGCAAAAGUACACCUGUACAAUAAUUACACCAGAAAUUGGGGCAUAUAUGCUGUUUGUGCGAGCGUGGAAUCACAGAUAUACUCACAAUGCAACAUCUAUGAAGCAGGGCAAAAGAAAGUAGCAUUUAAGUAUCUCUCUGAAAAGGCAGGGGACAAGGAGGCGGAAGCAAGUGGUCACAUAUGGUCUGAAGGAGACUUGUUCAUCAGUGGAACUCAGGCGGGCUUAAUGAGGGAGAGCAUGGGAGGUCCCGCAUUUCAUCCUAGUCAACAAUAUACAACGUGGACAGUGGCACCUCCUACAGAAGAUCUCAAACAGCUUCUUCAUCACUGCACUGGAUGGCAAUGCGUUGCACGCCCCCCAGAUCAGCCCCUGCCUGCAUAAAUAUCAAGUAAUUGAGUUAUAAAUGAUCCUAUCAUUGAGCUUCAUGUGUAUAUAAAUGUGUGGUGGUGAUUCACUGACUUCGUAGUGAGUUGAUCUCGUGCAUAAACUGAACUGCUUGGUUACUUAACCUGGGGUUUGUCCUUUUCGGUAUGCUAUUUGCAUGAAUAUUUGUGAAUUUUUUUUUCCGGCUUCUCUCUUGUAGGUGAAAUGAGUGUGCGUAUAAAAUAUUAGUACUAUAUUUGGACCUGUCAA
Messenger RNA from Neltuma alba, 1528 nucleotides. RefSeq names its product probable pectate lyase 4. The transcript has 5 exons. Gene Ontology annotation, molecular function: pectate lyase activity. NCBI's taxonomy places the organism in Eukaryota, Viridiplantae, Streptophyta, Magnoliopsida, Fabales, Fabaceae. Bases 140 to 1276 code for a protein of 378 amino acids. The record is from RefSeq and is a predicted model, not a curated record.